Messenger RNA from Fundulus heteroclitus (mummichog), 4459 nucleotides. Its product is annotated as voltage-dependent L-type calcium channel subunit beta-4. Lineage: Eukaryota; Metazoa; Chordata; Actinopteri; Cyprinodontiformes; Fundulidae. Gene Ontology annotation, cellular component: voltage-gated calcium channel complex. Gene Ontology annotation, molecular function: high voltage-gated calcium channel activity; protein binding. Bases 230 to 1738 code for a protein of 502 amino acids. Gene Ontology annotation, biological process: regulation of voltage-gated calcium channel activity; neuromuscular junction development; calcium ion transmembrane transport. The transcript has 13 exons. The record is from RefSeq and is a predicted model, not a curated record.
AGGACCAGGCGUGAUCCAACAGGAGGGGGGGAUAUUUAUAUAUAUUUUUUUAAAUUAUUCUCUGCUGUGAAGAGGAGGAAUUGUCGUCAUCCCCCCUCUCCCCAACCAUCCUUUUUUUUUUUUUCCUUUCUCUAGUGCCCCCUCCUUUCUCCUCCGCCUCCACUCACAUUUAUCCCCCCACCCCAUCCCUUCAUUCUUCUAGAGGAGCUCCUUAGAACAUCAAACCUCCAUGUAUGACAAUUUGUACCUGCAUGGAUUUGAAGACUCGGAGGCGGGCUCAGCAGAUUCAUACACUAGCAGACCGUCAGACUCAGAUGUAUCUCUGGAGGAAGAGCGCGAGGUGCAGGCCCAGGUCCAGAGCCAGAGCCCAAGCCAGAGCCAAGGACCGGGACAGAGCCGACAGGAGAGGGAGCAGCAGGCCGCCGUCCAGCUGGAGAGAGCCAAGGGCAAACCUGUGGCAUUUGCUGUAAGGACCAACGUCAGCUACUGUGGCGCCCUGGAUGAGGACGUUCCCGUACCGGCCACAGCCAUCUCUUUUGAUGCCAAGGACUUCCUCCACAUAAAAGAGAAGUUCAACAAUGACUGGUGGAUCGGCCGCUUGGUAAAAGAGGGCUGCGAGAUCGGCUUCAUUCCCAGCCCUCUGAAGCUGGAGAACAUCCGGCUCCAGCAGGAGCAAAAAAGAGGACGAGUCCAAGGUAAGUCUGGAGGAAACUCCUCUUCCAGUGUGGAGGAUGAGGUGUCAGCCUCUAUCCGACCACUCAUAUCCUCAGCAGGAAAGCAGAAACAGAAAGUGACGGAGCACAUCCCCCCGUACGAUGUGGUCCCCUCCAUGAGGCCCGUGGUGCUGGUGGGACCCUCGCUCAAAGGUUACGAGGUGACGGACAUGAUGCAGAAAGCCCUGUUUGACUUCCUCAAGCACAGGUUUGAUGGCAGAAUAACUAUAACACGGGUCACUGCAGAUAUCUCAUUGGCCAAGAGGUCCGUUCUCAACAACCCCAGUAAGCGCGCCAUUAUUGAGAGAUCCAACACUCGCUCCAGUUUAGCGGAGGUGCAAAGCGAGAUUGAAAGGAUCUUUGAGUUGGCGCGCUCCCUUCAGCUGGUUGUGCUAGACGCCGACACCAUCAACCACCCGGCGCAGCUCCUCAAGACCUCGCUGGCGCCCAUCAUCGUCCAUGUCAAGGUCUCCUCGCCAAAGGUUCUUCAGAGGUUAGUCAAGUCCAGAGGAAAGUCCCAGAGCAAACACCUCAAUGUCCAGCUUGUGGCAGCAGAAAAACUGUCUCAGUGUCCACCGGAAAUGUUUGACAUAAUACUGGAUGAAAACCAGCUGGAGGACGCCUGCGAACAUCUCGCCGAAUACCUUGAGGCCUACUGGAAAGCAACUCAUACCUCGAUGGCAACGCCUCUAAACCCUCUGAUUGGACGCAACCUGGGCUCCACCACGCUCACUCCCUACUCCACCAGCAUCUCUGGUCUGCAGAGCCAAAAAAUGCGACAGAGCAACCACACGGGAGACCACUCCACCGCGAAUGAGCGCCGCAACCUCAUGACGUCCGACGAAAACUACCACAACGAGAGGGCGCAUAAAGGACGCAACCGCAUGUCUUCUGGCUCGCAGCACAGCAGAGAGCAGCAGGACCCCUACCAGGACUACCAGGACCCCUAUCAGGACUCCUACAAGCCCCAUCGCAAUCGAAGUUCGCCGGGCAGCUACAGCCACGAUUCCAGGCACCGGCUCUGAGCCCGCUUCUGCCGCCGCCAGGACCCUACAGACCCAGGUUCCACUGAAAAUAAACCUAGAUGGUCCCCAAAUUGUACCCUUUUUCUUUUUGGUCUGCCUGGCCAUUUUUCUCUUCGAAAGUUGAAUAGAAUACUGAUCAGGUAUUUGUUUUUAAUCAAACUGCCAAUCAAAAGCAUGAAGACGUCAGAAGAUUCUGAAUGCCAACAAUAAUUAACACUAAAAUUCCUUUUUGUCUUUCGGGGAUCUUCUUGGAUUGUACUAACACGACGCUCGGCAGAUGUGCAGCCCUGGAUUUUGCUUGUUGCGUCUGUCAACAAGCUAGUUUCAGAUACUGGUCAGAGGUUGAUGUACAGGCACCGGUGCGCCUGGAGUACCACACCAAGUUGGAGGGACGUCCACUGCACACAGACUGCUGCAAGGCUGCUGCCCCUAUUCCGGGGCUGUGUAUAAAUCCUCUCACCAUUUAGCAUAUUGCAUGCCAAUAGUUGGUCAACCUCCGCAUCCACUUAGCUAAUAUUUUGUACCUAGCAUUCUGGAUAAGGUUCAACUCCAAUUUUCUAAAUCACCUGGUGUGGAUCAGCAGUUAGGGGUGGAGGGGGGGUUUAUGGUCCAGUGUUGCAGACAUCUUUGAAAACUGGUGCUUCACGUUCCCCAUCCCCCAUAUCCCUAAACAUUUCUUUGCUAUUUGCAAGUCACUUUGAGCAAGGCCAGCUUUUCUGUAGCAUAGCUUUAGCAUCUCAUUAAGGGGGUAAAAACCCUCACGGUUACAGAGGGGAACAGAUGCUGAUGGUGCUGAGAUCAGAUCCGAGCUACACUUUACGAGUUUCAGCUCUGAACAGGUAGCAUAGAGGAAGCACUAUCUGUGCGUGUGUGUGUGUGUGUGUGUGUGUGUCUAGGAUCGUAAACUACAAUAUUAAAGACACUAUCUGAUGUGUUUUUAGUGCUGUUUGUAUGAGGGUGAGACUCUCUAAAGCAAGUCAGGAUGUUAAUUACAGUCAAAUUACAGUAUCAUCAGCAUCUAUAGAGAUUUUUUGUGGUUAUUUUUCGCAUAACUAUACAUCUAUCAGUUUAUUCCUAUAAAUUUCUCUUGAAAAGGGGGUUAAAGCAAUGACAAUUACCGUGUCAGGAUCAGUGGUGUUGCAUUUAUUUCAUGUGUAGCUGGCAUGAUAACAUGACUGCAGAGCAUGCUCCUUACAGAUGUGCAAUAAGAAGAACCCCAGUGUAAUCAACCCCGAUAUUUUUGUUCAGUACGCGGCAUCUACCACUGAUAAAAAAAAGAAAAAGAAAAGGAUUGAGCAUAAAGACCCAAACUGCAGUGCAGCUGAAUACUUUCCCCAAGAUCUAUGAAGUUUGCAUCUCGGCUGAUGAAAAAUGGUAUACAGGACAAACAUAUGAGGAUGUUGCAUGAUGUGAAAUUGGAGCCACCACGAUCAUAUGUUUCUGCUUUUUAGAAAUCUCACUGAGGCAUCGGAUUCACGGAGUUUACUGAACCCCCAUAUGGUGCUUUGUGUAAAUACAGAGAGCUGCUGUUGUUCCUGAUUAUGUUCAAUAUCCUGUUGUUCUGAUUUGCUCUACAUAUCGUUUUCCUUUAGCUUAACUUAUAUGGAAAUGAUAGCUUGUUCAAAGGACUGCUUGAUGAGAUUUAUCCAUUUUUCUCGUCACAUUCUUAUGGCAAUGUGUCCAAUUUGCUGCUUAGGCCUUUUUUUGUUUUUAACAGAACUUAUAUACAGGGCGGUUAAAAUGUACUUGCCCUCUUUUGUUCUUGCUUUGUCACAAUUAGGUGUUCUAGAUCCAAUUUAAAACUCAGACAGAUCAACAGAGUAAAUGGAAAAUUAAAUUUGCAAGUUUUUUUUAAUUAAAGCAAAAAAACAAAAAAAAAACAGCCAUCGAAAAAAAUGGCUUUCAAAACAAAAUUAAAUCAAUGCAAUAACUGGCCAAGAUUAAACCUUCACAUGACAGCAGCAAAGGGAAAAAAAUGCUUCCAGUUGUGUCAGUAUAAGUGAUGUGUUGAGAUUUUAAACUUCCCUUCUCAUCAUGAUGGACCUUUUCCGUCUGAGCUCUGCUCUAUAUACUGAUUUCUGAGUUGUUUAAGAGAUCGAUAAUAAAAAAAACUUCACUUUAAAGGUGCAUAGCCAUGUUAUUUGACUUUUUAUUCAUUUAUGCGUCAGUAGCUCACUGUGGUUGCAUACGAUGUUUUUAUGAAAGAUUAUCACAUCCUGCUGGCGAAUUAGUUGUUAUUUUGCCGUUUUACACUUUUUGGUCAAUUUGAUAGUAAAUAAAGCCUCGUGUUCAUUUUUAAUAACAGAGGAAGUAUGCGCAGCAAGGGAUAAAACAAGAAAGAGGCUCAGAAGUGACCACAGAGUUGAUUGACAUGAGUAAACGUUUUGAUAUGUGGCUCUUAAAGUUGCUGUAGAUCGGUUUAUUUAAUUAAGAUCGGUUGGUCUUCGGUCAUGUCGAGCUGCUGCUUUACUGCGAGGUAUUGCAGAGGAUCAGGCUCGGUCCUGCAUCAUUUAUGAGUGAUUUAAUAAUCAAGCAAACCGGCAUUAUGAUAGUUCUGCAAUACUGCAGGUAGACGGCGGCACAUCUGUUUAUAUCUGCUCAUCCCGCCUGGCGCUGGAUUCUUUCUAGCCUCAUAAAUGACCAUCAAAUCACUAUCAGGAUGGAGGCUUGGUGUAUAUAGCUUAAUUUCAUCAUGAUCAAACGGUUUUUGGUCUUUUUUUU